Molecule: messenger RNA, 303 nt
Organism: Suillus subaureus
Lineage: Eukaryota; Fungi; Basidiomycota; Agaricomycetes; Boletales; Suillaceae
Exons: 2
Coding region: 1-303 (100 amino acids)
Biological process (GO): mitochondrial respiratory chain complex II assembly
Cellular component (GO): mitochondrion
Source: RefSeq, a predicted model, not a curated record
AUGUCGGCGAGAAAGUCAGGACUUCAAAAGGAAGUCUUAGCGCUCUAUAGACGUGCAUUGCGCAUGGUCCGUACAAAACCAGCUUCGACCCAGCCAAAAUUUCACCUCUUCGUGCGCUACAACUUUCACACACAAGCAUCUUCUGUAUCACCUCGCGACGUUACAGUUAUAGAGCAUCUUCUCCGUCGUGGUAGAAGGCAACUGGAGAUGUACGAGCAGCCCUCUGUCAGAGACUGCCAGAUAUCACAAGUCAUGAGUGAUUGGGAGCAAAGCCAACGCGGAUCACGGACAACUUCACAGUAG